Molecule: messenger RNA, 1279 nt
Organism: Petromyzon marinus (sea lamprey)
Lineage: Eukaryota; Metazoa; Chordata; Hyperoartia; Petromyzontiformes; Petromyzontidae
Source: RefSeq, a predicted model, not a curated record
AUGUGCCGGCAGGGCGGAAGAACUGGGGCAGGGGUCACUAGAGACCUCAUCGAGAAGCCCCUGGAACCCGCUAGUGGGUUCGAGAAGGAAGGUGCGUUUUUAGUGGAAGGAGUUCGAGGACAUACAGAUGGGAGUGAUAUUGCCCUGGACAAUUUCUGCGUCAAAGUCUGCGAUCCCAGAGAUAUCUGCAGUACAACUCCAACUCCUCCCCCUCGAGUGAGUGCCACGUGUCACGUGGCUGGAGAUCCUCACUACUUCACGUUUGAUUCUGCACUUAUAACCUACAUGGGCACAUGCACCUACCAACUGGUGAGCGUCUGCAAUGCCGACAACGUGACACCCUUUACCAUAUUGGCUAAGAACGAAGAGCGGGGGCAGCCGAAUGCCUCCUACCUCAAGCACGUUUACGUCGACAUUGGCAGUGACCGCAUCCACCUGAAGAAAAAGAACGUGAUUCUGCUCAAUGGAAAGAAAGUCAAGACCCCAAUGAUCGAAAGUUUGGUUCCUGGAGUGCAGUUCAGCAUUAUUGGGAGCUACGUGCAUGUGGUGACAGACUUUGGGUUGGUGAUCAAAUUUGAUGGUGUGCAUCACCUCUCAAUAACUCUAUCAAGUGCUUAUGCCAAUAAGGUAAUUGCAGUUUUCAUUGUAGCAGACCUUCGUACAAGUGGUAAACAUUCUGUACAUGUUUCCUACACAUGCUGUAAACGUGGAUGGAAAUGCAAAAUCGUAUGCUAAUUUGCACGCUUAAAUGUAUGCAGGCGUCUAUAAUGCAGUCAGUCAAUCUUUACAUGAAAAUACGUUCCGCUAUGCGUAGAUCCUGCUAUAUGUGUUUAUUCAUGCGUUUAACUUCUCUCGUGUAAGCAGCAAUGCAUUGAUAAACGUGAAUAGGGAGAAUGUGCCGCCAUUUCCGAGUCGCUCCUCCUAUCUGUACGAAAGCUCAGGGAAUAGAUAGAAUGACGUGCUUACAGGAGAUCAUUCCUGGAUUAUUUCUGGUCAGGUGAAGUUCUCGGAUAAGUAUGGAUAACAGGAUAUACCCCGUAGAUAGAUUUACAAUACCUCAAAAGAAGCGGCCACGUGCACAUGCAUACAGUGCACAUGGAGAAGGCUGAAUUGUUUUUAAUAGGCAUGCUUAAUAAUUCAUAUGUUAAAAUAUAUUUGUAUUACACUUUAUACAUGUAAAAAUAUUUGCUUUACAACUUAUGCAAAUGCAAUUCAAAUUUAACACGAAUGCUUUCGCAACCAAUAUGGUUAAAUGUUGUAGAUCGCAGUCAUUGGCACG